Messenger RNA from Colletotrichum navitas, 894 nucleotides. Its product is annotated as NmrA-like family protein. The record is from RefSeq and is a predicted model, not a curated record. The transcript is spliced from 2 exons. The coding region runs from base 1 to 894 and encodes 297 amino acids. Gene Ontology annotation, cellular component: nucleus. NCBI's taxonomy places the organism in Eukaryota, Fungi, Ascomycota, Sordariomycetes, Glomerellales, Glomerellaceae.
AUGUCACGAGCUAUAUUAGUCUGCGGCUCGACUGGGAAGCAAGGCGGUGCUGUCAUCAACCGCCUUGUUGAACAAAAUGCCGACCUGGAAAUCCUCGCCGUCACACGGAAUGCGAGCUCCGCAUCUGCACAGCGGCUUUUGAAAAAGUCUCCCAAGAUCCGACUAGUCCAGGGCGAACUAUCCGACCCAGCGGCACUCUUCAAAACCGCCAAGGAAGUGGCAAGUUCGCCCAUCUGGGGCGUCUUCAGCCUCCAGGUUGUCGGACAGAGCGGAGGGAGCGAGGCGGACAUCGGCAAGGCUCUCGUCGAUGCAUCGCUCAAGGCCGGCGUCAAGUUCUUCGUCUACACGUCCGUCGACAGACACGGCGCGGACGACCCGACCAACGUUCCGCAUUUCAUCCACAAGCACAACAUCGAGCAGCACCUCUUCGCCAAAGCCAAAGGCACCGACAUGGACUGGACCGUCCUCAGGCCGGUCGCUUUCAUGGAGGACCUCACGGACGACUUCAUGGGCCGAGUCUUCGUGACGUCCUGGAGGAUGGCCAUCAAAGAGAAGCCGCUGCAGUUGAUCGCGGUCAGAGACAUUGGCCACGUCGGCGCCGAGGCCUUCCUUCACCCGGACAAGUACAAGGGCCGCGGUAUCUCACUGGCCGGCGACGAGUUAACGAUCGAUCAGUUCGCCGAGGUGUUCAAGAAGACGACCGGUAGGGAGCUGCCCGGGACAUACAGAGUCUUCUGCUGGCUUAUCAUGGCGAUGGUGAAGGACUUUGGAUGGAUGUUCAAGUGGUUCUACGACGUCGGGUACGGCGUCGACAUCCAAGAGCUGAGGAAGGAGUACCCAGAGUUGAAGGACUUUGAAACCUGGUUGAAGACAGAGAGCGACUUUUCAAGAUGA